Cottoperca gobio is the source of this 6990-nucleotide messenger RNA. It is a transcript of the gene smarca4b, whose product is annotated as SWI/SNF related BAF chromatin remodeling complex subunit ATPase 4b. Gene Ontology annotation, cellular component: nucleus. NCBI's taxonomy places the organism in Eukaryota, Metazoa, Chordata, Actinopteri, Perciformes, Bovichtidae. The record is from RefSeq and is a predicted model, not a curated record. Gene Ontology annotation, molecular function: histone binding; ATP binding. Gene Ontology annotation, biological process: regulation of DNA-templated transcription.
CGUCAACUGCUGCGUCUUCUUCUAUCCCCACAAAACAUCAACUCGGGAGUGCAGAAAUUCACCUGGGACCGCCUGUCCUGUUAAUGCGGGUCUCUGCUGCUCACCCAGGAGCAGGAGGUCCAGGGCGAUGUCGACGCCAGAUCCCCCAAUGGGAGGCACCCCUCGGCCAGGUCCUUCCCCUGGCCCAGGUCCCUCUCCUGGGGCUAUGCUAGGCCCCAGCCGCGGGCCCUCCCCAGGCUCCUCUCACAGUAUGAUGGGCCCCAGCCCUGGCCCUCCCUCCUCUGGGCACUCGCAGCCAGGGCCCUCUGGAUACGGCCAGGACAGCAUGCACCCUCUGCACAAACCCUUGGAGAGCAUGCAUGAGAAGAGCAUGAGUGAGGAGAGCCGCUUCACUCAGAUGAAGGGACUGUCUAUGAGACAGGGCGGGCACAGUGGCAUGGGCCCCCCACCCAGUCCUCUAGACCAACACUCACAAGGUUACCACUCUCCAUUAGGGGGCUCUGACCACUCCAGCCCUGUCCCUUCAAACGGCCCCCCCUCUGGACCUCUCAUGCCAUCUUCCUCUUCCUCCUCCUCCUCUGGUGGUCCCGGCUCUGCCUCUGCACCUUUAGAUGGCCCCAUUGGAGAUCAACACACUCUGGGUCCCAAUAACUGGCCCGGCCCUCCAGGUAGCACCGGCCCAGGCCCCAGUCCUGGACCCAGCAUGGGCCCCAGUGUCUCCAUCCAUGGUUCUGGCCUUGAAUCUGGAGGCCCUCCAUGCCCGGGAGGUCCUGGUGGCCCGACUCCCUUCAACCAGAACCAGCUUCACCAACUCAGAGCCCAGAUCAUGGCUUAUAAGAUGCUGACCCGGGGGCAGCCUCUGCCAGAUCACCUCCAGAUGGCUGUCCAAGGGAAGAGGCCAAUGCCUGGGAUGCAACAGCAGCCCAUGUCCAGCCUGGCUCCUGGAGCUGGAGGCGGGCCAAUAGGGGGCCCAGCAGGACCAGUACCAGGACCUGGUCUAAUAGGAUCAGGCUACAGUCGAGUUCAUGGAAUGAUGGGUCCCAACAUGCUUCCUCCAGGCCCAUCGGGUACUCCAACUGUGACGCAGAUACAAAACCCAAAUGGACCUCCCAAGUCCUGGCCUGAAGGCCCCAUGGUGAAUGCAGCAGCCCCCUUCAACGCACCCCAGAAGCUUAUUCCCCCUCAGCCCACUGGUCGGCCCUCUCCUGCCCCUCCUUCAGUUCCCCCCGCUGCCUCUCCUGUAAUGCCUCCACAGACUCAGUCUCCCGGCCAGCCAGCACAGCCUACUCCCAUGAUGCCAUACCAUGCCAAGCAGAACCGCAUUACCCCCAUUCAGAAACCCUGCGGCCUCGACCCAGUGGAGAUAUUGCAGGAAAGGGAGUUCAGGCUACAGGCUCGUAUCACUCAUCGUAUUGCUGAACUGGAGAACCUGCCGGGCUCUCUGGCUGGAGAUUUACGUACAAAAGCUACUAUAGAGCUCAAAGCCCUCCGACUGCUUAACUUCCAGAGACAGUUGCGUCAAGAGGUGGUGGUGUGCAUGCGCCGGGACACCGCUCUAGAGACGGCCCUCGAUGCUAAGGCCUACAAGCGAAGCAAGCGUCAGUCUCUGCGAGAGGCGCGCAUCACAGAGAAACUGGAGAAACAGCAGAAGAUUGAGCAAGAGCGCAAACGCAGGCAGAAACAUCAGGAGUACCUCAACAGCAUCCUGCAGCACGCCAAAGACUUCAAAGAGUACCACCGCUCCAUGACAGGCAAAAUGCAGAAACUGACCAAAGCUGUGGCCACCUACCAUGCCAACACUGAGCGGGAGCAGAAGAAAGAGAAUGAGCGUAUUGAGAAAGAGAGGAUGAGGAGGCUCAUGGCCGAGGAUGAGGAGGGCUAUCGUAAACUGAUUGACCAGAAGAAGGAUAAGCGUCUGGCCUACCUGUUGCAGCAAACUGACGAGUAUGUGGCAAACCUCACCGACCUGGUCAGAGCUCACAAAGCUGAGCAGGCCCUCAAGGAGAAGAAGAAGAAGAAGAAGAAAAAGAAGAAGUUGGAGAGUGCUGAGGGUCAGACACCUGCCAUGGGUCCAGAUGGAGAGCCUCUGGAUGAGACGAGUCAGAUGAGCGACCUGCCUGUGAAGGUCAUCCAUGUGGACAGCGGGCACAUCCUGACAGGAGUGGACGCUCCGAAAGCGGGACAGCUGGAGACCUGGCUGGAGAUGAACCCUGGUUAUGAAAUGGCUCCUCGCUCAGACAGUGAAGACAGCGAGGAGGAGGAAGAGGAGGAGGAGGAAGAGGAGCCUCAGCCGCCGGCUAAUCAGAUGGUGGAAAAGAAGAAGAUAUCACACCCCGAUAGCGAAGACGUGUCCGAGGUGGACGUCCAACACAUCAUCGAAAAUGCUAAACAGGAUGUGGAUGACGAAUAUAGCGGUGCAGUGUUCGCCCGAGGCCUCCAGUCUUAUUAUUCUGUGGCUCACGCUGUCACAGAGAGGGUGGACAAACAGUCCAGUUUGUUAGUAAAUGGACAACUCAAACAGUAUCAGGUUAAAGGUUUGGAGUGGCUGGUUUCUCUUUACAACAAUAACCUGAAUGGGAUCCUGGCGGAUGAGAUGGGCCUGGGGAAAACCAUCCAAGCUAUCGCCCUGAUCACGUACCUCAUGGAGCUCAAACGGCUCAACGGUCCCUACCUCAUCAUUGUUCCCCUCUCAACUCUUUCUAACUGGGUGUAUGAGUUUGACAAGUGGGCUCCGACAAUCGUGAAAGUGUCUUACAAGGGGUCUCCUUCUGCCAGAAGAGCAUUCGUCCCCCAACUGCGCAGCGGCAAGUUUAAUGUUUUACUCACCACUUAUGAGUACAUCAUCAAGGAUAAACAAAUACUGGCCAAGAUUCGUUGGAAGUACAUGAUUGUGGACGAGGGCCACCGUAUGAAGAACCACCACUGUAAACUGACCCAGGUCCUGAACACACACUAUCUGGCCCCACGGCGAGUCCUGCUGACAGGAACGCCUCUGCAGAACAAACUACCUGAGCUCUGGGCGUUGCUAAACUUCCUCCUGCCCACCAUCUUCAAGAGCUGCAUCACCUUCGAGCAGUGGUUCAAUGCCCCUUUCGCCAUGACUGGAGAGAAGGUUGACCUUAAUGAAGAGGAGACCAUCUUGAUUAUCCGUCGUCUCCACAAAGUACUUCGCCCCUUCCUGUUACGCAGAUUAAAGAAGGAAGUGGAGGCACAGCUACCAGAGAAGGUGGAGUACGUGAUCAAGUGUGACAUGUCGUCUCUUCAGAGGGUGCUGUACAGGCACAUGCAGGCCAAGGGGGUCCUACUCACGGAUGGAUCAGAAAAGGACAAGAAGGGUAAAGGAGGCACUAAGACGCUGAUGAACACCAUCAUGCAGCUGAGGAAGAUCUGUAACCACCCUUACAUGUUCCAGCAAAUUGAGGAAUCUUUCUCUGAACAUUUAGGCUUCUCUGGUGGGAUAGUCCAGGGUCUUGACCUGUAUCGGGCAUCAGGAAAGUUUGAGGUGUUGGAUCGAAUCCUGCCAAAGCUGAACGCCACUAACCACAAAGUGCUGCUCUUCUGUCAGAUGACCUCACUCAUGACCAUCAUGGAGGACUACUUUGCCUAUCGCAGCUUUAAGUAUCUGCGUCUGGAUGGCUCUACAAAAGCUGACGAUAGAGGAAUGUUACUGAAGACAUUCAAUGAACCAGGGUCAGAGUACUUUAUCUUCCUCCUGAGCACAAGAGCUGGAGGCCUCGGCCUCAACUUGCAGUCUGCAGACACUGUGAUUAUUUUUGACUCUGACUGGAACCCACAUCAGGAUCUGCAGGCUCAGGACAGAGCCCACCGUAUUGGUCAGAAGAAUGAGGUGCGUGUGCUGCGUCUUUGCACAAUAAACAGCGUUGAAGAGAAAAUCCUGGCUGCUGCCAAGUACAAACUGAACGUGGAUCAAAAGGUCAUUCAGGCUGGCAUGUUUGACCAGAAGUCUUCCAGCCACGAGCGCAAGGCCUUCCUGCAGGCCAUCCUGGAACAUGAAGAGCAGGACGAGGUCUGGGGGCCGGAAGUGUGUCUACGCAUUAAUGAGGAGGAUGAGGUGCCAGAUGACGAGACUGUCAACCAGAUGAUCGCCAGGAGUGAGGAGGAGUUCGACCAGUUUAUGCGUAUGGACCUUGACCGGCGUCGUGAGGAUGCCCGUAACCCACGGCGAAAACCUCGUCUGAUGGAGGAGGACGAGCUGCCCACUUGGAUCAUGAAAGACGACGCUGAGGUUGAACGUCUGACCUGCGAGGAAGAGGACGAGAAAAUGUUUGGCCGAGGUUCUCGACAUCGGAAAGAUGUGGACUACAGCGAUUCACUGACGGAGAAGCAGUGGCUCAAGGCGAUAGAGGAGGGCACACUGGAUGAAGUGGAGGAGGAGGUACGUCACAAAAAGACGACGCGCAAAAGGAGGCGAGACCGCGACCUGGAUCUCCCUGGUCCCUCCUCUUCCCUGGGGGGACGAGGGGACAAAGAUGAAGACGGGAAGAGGCAGAGGAAGAGGGGAAGACCACCUGCUGAUAAACUCUCCCCCAACACCCCUGCCCUCACAAAGAAGAUGAGGAAGAUCGUGGACGCUGUCAUCAAGUAUAAAGACAGCGCCAGUGGGCGUCAGCUGAGCGAGGUGUUCAUCCAGCUGCCGUCUCGAAAAGAGCUGCCAGAGUACUACGAACUGAUCCGCAAGCCUGUGGACUUCAGGAAGAUCAAGGAGAAGAUUCGAGGUCAUCGCUACCGCAGUCUGGGUGACCUGGAGAGAGACGUCAUGCUGCUCUUCCAAAACGCUCAGACCUUCAACCUGGAGGGAUCACUGAUAUAUGAAGACUCCAUUGUCCUCCAGUCAGUGUUUACCAGUCUGAGGCAAAAGAUCGAGAAGGAGGAGGAAAGUGAGGGAGAGGAGAGUGAGGAAGAGGAUCUGGAGGAAGGAUCAGAGUCUGAAUCUCGCUCAGUGAAAAUGAAGAUCCGUCUGGGAAGGAAGGAUAAAGGUGGAGAUCAUGGGAAGGGACGCAGCAGACGAACAGGACGCAACAGAGCCAAACCUGUUGUUAGUGAUGACGACUCAGAGGAUGAGCAGGAAGAGGAGCGUUCCCCCAGUGCCACUGACGAGGAGUCCUGAACUGUACUGUAAUGUGGGAGAGAAGGGGGCACAAAGAGGAUAAUGCACCAACUCAAGCGUUGCAUUUACAGUAAAUACAACAUGCCUCCGUCAACUCCAUCCACCCUCAGUCAAAUGUCACAGGACUGAAAUAGAAAAGAGGUUUGCAAAGCCGUCAUUACAGGAACAGAUACAUAUUGGUAUUGUUUUAAUAGUCAUAUCGACAUCACAUGGAAACAGCACAUAUACAAUAUCAUAAAAUACACAAAAUAAUUGGACUAUGCACAUUGCGGCAUUGAACUUCAUCUGUUUCUCUGCUGAGGCUCAGUCUGAAAGAGUCUUGCAACAGAGGUGUCUUUUUAUCUUUGUGUGUAAUUUAAGGAGAGUUUUUGAUCACUUUUAAUGAGAAUGUUGUCAGUGUACAGACGUUACUGUAAAACAGUUCUGGGAGUCACAUCGACUUAGAAACUAUACUGCAAAAAUUACAACACUUUCCUUAAAGACGACCUAUUUAGCUUUCACAAGCAGUAUAUGAACAUUUAAUCAAUGGUUGAUAACAUACUAUAAUGUAGUUGUACGCAACUGUAAGGACUAAGUGUUUAUUAAUGUACAGUCAUUUAAAUUCUCCUAUGAAGACAUAUUUUAUAUUUUUACAACUGUGUUUUACUUUAUUGUCAUUAAGUAUCUGUUUAUAAACCAGCCUCCACUUAUGGGUGACCCAUGGGGUGAACACAGGAGGAGUUAUAGCUGCUGACAAAUACAUUAUUAAAUGCUUAUAUCUGCUGACAAGUACAUUAAAGUGUAUUUGCUAUAAACCACUUACUAAAUGUUUAUAUAUUGCUUAUAAAUGCUUAUAGGGGAACUUAAAGUGUUGCUAUUACAACUCAAGCAGUCUUUAAGAGGAACAAAGGUUCAGUUAGUUAAACUUAUUUCUUUUCAUGUCUUUUUUUGGACAAAUUGUGAUCAUAAAUCAGUCCUUAGCUAACCUGAGGAGAACUGGCAGAAACCAGUAAAGUGAAGUAAACAACCUUGAAUGUAAACAGAAAAUGUUUUCACCCAGCUACUACCUUACCUCACCUUACCUUACCUUACCUUACCUUACCUUACCUUACCUUACCUUACCUUACCUUACCUUGCUUCUGGCUAUACAAACCUGAUGUUUUGCCUCCGCUUCGCUGUGGCGAUGUGUUGUUACAACAUUCAGCCACUUUGGAGCCACUGUGAUUAACGAGGUGUGUGCACAUCACAUAUUUGUGAUGGGUGCUCACUGUUUGAGUUGGAAAUCCAGCCUGCUGUGGGUGCAGGGUGUUUCCAGACUUCCCAGAAGCUCUUUAGCAACUCACCACAGUUAUUAUUUGACUGAGGUGUAAUGGAGUUGGGUCCAGGUCACUGUAUAUAAAGUACAGAUUAAAAACAACCUUGCUGCUGCUACAUACCUGUUACACUUCCAAUAUAAGCACUUAUAACUGUUGAUUGUAGGCUUAAAGAAUCAUGAGGUCGUAAUUCAUCAAUGAGUACUGUAACUUUAAUUGCUUCUCAGUUGUUGUUUAGGAUUUCAGAACUGUUUGAUGUACUUUGUCUCUAUUCAUUUUUUUUUUUUUUUCAAGACAGGACCAGAGGGACAGUAGCUCCUCUCUGCUUGUGAACGCCUCAUGGCUGUACGGUGUUGGAUAUGUUGUAUAGAGUAUUUUUUAGAGUAUAAUGUCAAUGCACGUGUGUACAGCCUGCAAGUUCAGUUCUGUACCUUUUUCAUUAUGUAACUAGAGUGAACAACAUACAACUAAAGCAUCAACGUUUUCUCCACUAAAUUAUUAAGAUCUAUCUGUGUUGUGUUGUGGUCAUCAUCGCUGGAACCCAAAACAAUAAAUCACAGUAAAAGUGAA